Nilaparvata lugens (brown planthopper) is the source of this 3059-nucleotide messenger RNA. RefSeq lists its product as uncharacterized. Bases 1110 to 2519 code for a protein of 469 amino acids. The transcript is spliced from 4 exons. Gene Ontology annotation, biological process: regulation of apoptotic process; apoptotic process. Lineage: Eukaryota; Metazoa; Arthropoda; Insecta; Hemiptera; Delphacidae. The record is from RefSeq and is a predicted model, not a curated record.
AUUAUGGAUAGUUACAAAACCCGACAAACCCAGUUUUGCUGUAAUGGAUGUCGUCUCAAAAAAUGUGAUAAUGAUCAUCUAGUCUUCCCUGUGAAAUUUCUCAUCAAAUCUGAUCCACAGUUGAACACAGUUAGCGAAACAAUAAUACUGAAAACACUGCCACCCCCAUUGUUACAGCAUGUUGCACAAAAAUUGGGGGAACUUGUGAUGCUACAAAUCAAUGCAACAAUAAGUGGAGAUAAAUCAAGAUGGCGACUGUGUGAAGACACCGGUGAACAGGACGAGUUGUGUGCUAAAAACACAAUUUUCAAUCUAAAAAACUAUACUCUCAAACAAUCAACAAGUGCAUCUGUGUGUGAUAGACUAUUAUUACAAACUCUCACUGAAUCAAAUGUAAACAAACAGCUUGCAACCAAAGAACUAUGCGUAAACAUUCUGAAAAAUAUCAAUAAAAGUAGUACCAAUACUACACCUAAAACAAAUAGAUUAAUAACUAGGUUCAAUAAUAGCUCUAAAAACAAUAAUAAUAUUAGUUACAAUGAAGCUCAAAUUUUUCAUAAAUCUAGUGGUGUUGUUGAAACAUGUAUAACAAUUGUGGACUAUAGUAACUUGUUGCAGAGAAUAAAUUCAUUGAUUGUUUUGUAUGCGAUAUUUGUUGAGAAACUACUGCAAAACUAUUUAGUGCACUGUUAUAAUCAAUUCCUGCUGUUGAAAUUAUUGACAGAAAGGGGAGAAGUUCUAGAGUUUGAUAGAAAAUUGGUGCCCAAAUUGGUUGUGAAUUCAAAAUUGGCGCCCAAAGUGGGACAAUAUCCAGUUUCAAAGAGUUUACUUCUGGUUUCGAAGAGGCUACUUCCGGUUUCAAAGAGACUACUUCCGGUUUCAAAGAGGCUACUUCCGGUUUCAAAGAGGUUACUUCCUGUUAGUGACAAUUGUGUGUGUUGUAAUAGGGAAUCCGUGAUUUUGUUGGGAGAACGUAGAGUUGAAAAAGUGCGGUAAUCAUAAUUGUAGUGUAUGUUGAGUGUUGUGAGUGAUUGAGGCCGAGUGCAGCCAACCUUGAGAGGAUAACGACUUCAGGGCCAUACUAUUAUGGUCAUGUCUGCAAGAAUGUAAUGGCAAGAGAGGAGCGGGGAAAGAGACCUUUCAAGAUUUGGGACAGUUGGCGCAAUAUAAGGAAAAGCCUUGUUGUUAGCAGUCUCAAGGAUCUUGAACUUAGAGGCCGUGAGAAGUUGCAGAUCCCGGCGGGGGAGAGUGUUCGACUGGUGCUCGAGUCGGAUGGCACCCAGGUGGAGGAUGGGGAGUAUUUCCGCACCCUGCCCAACAACACGGUUAUACUGUUGCUCAGACAGGGAGAACGCUGGUAUCCGACCGGCGUCGAUGUCAUCAGAACUGCGAUCUCAGCCAUACCGAAGAUAGUCUGCGAGACAAUCCAUGCUCUAGAACUGCAGGAUGAAACACCAUCCUGGAAGAUCAUGGACAACAAGGGAAGGGUCACAGUGGUACUGCACUGGGACCAGCGUCAGGCGGGAAAGUCAACCGGUGGAAGCGAAGCAGGGACAGCAGCCAGUAGUGGAACAGCAACACCCAAGAAACAAUCAUCCCUGGUGAUACAGACUAGUGUGGACAGUUUGGGUCGCAAAGAAACACUCAUCAAUGAUGUGUACCCAGCCAGGUACACAGCAUCACCACAGAUCACUGUCAUCAACCAUGAUGAUCCGGACCGGGGAGGACCAAUAUGGACAGCAAGUGGUCAUCCCCGACUCACCAAACAGGGGUCUUCCUUUGAAAGUGCUACAGCAAUUCAUGUACAUACCCCUGAGUGCAUCGAUCACUCCCACAGGCCGGCGGGGACAUCCUCACGUGCGGGGUCCCCUUCCAACAAUGCGUCAGAGUGUGACUUCCACUGUUGUGCGUUGCAUGAGGAAGGGAGGAAGAUCGCGGUGCACAAAUCGGUUGCGACGUCACCGAUCCAGGAUUCACUGUCGACAUCCCCUCAACAACACCCGUCUUCGAUUUCGGACGGAUCGCGGCGUGCCGCAGCCAAGGGACAUGUGCGUUUUUUAGAUGUGGAGGGGUGCACCAAUGCGGCGCGGGCAGGACCGCACCCCGGAACGUCCCGUGCGGCGACAUCGCAGCACCAGCACCAACACGACUCGUCGGAGUCAGAAACCGAGAACACAGUGAUCGAGGAGGAAGCUGUCACCACAGAGAAGUUUCUCCUGCUAAUCGACCAGCUGUCAGUCGACCAGAAGCGGCAUCUCACCAUCAAGGAUAUCGGCAUCAUUCUAGAGAGACUGAGCUCUAAGAUUCUGGAUGUGGAGCGGCUGGACAGGGAGAGCGAGGGUGAGGACUGCUAUAACUGGACUAUCAAGGCGACCAUCCGUGGUGAUGUCCUGAGGGAGCUGGGUGUCAUCUACAAUGGCAACUACUAUGCCAUCUCGGAACACCCUGGAUAUAAGGAGGAGAGUGAGGAGGCUCACGAUGAUGAGGAGGAGGUCGAAGAGGAGGAUGAUAGACUCUAGUGGCGGGAGGACAGACGGUGCACAAACAUUCGCUGUGACCAGUCGGCCGAGUGGUUCUCUAUGAUAGAUGGCUUGCUUGUUCAACCAGCACAAGAUGCAUACCUUGUUUUUGCUUUUGGUCAAGAUUUAGAAAAAUUAUUUCCCAAUGAUGAUAAAACGUGAUAAUUUAUUGAAAGAAUAAAGCUGUGUUUACAUCAAAGUUAUUAACAAAGAUUCAAGAUUCAAGAUUCAAGAUUUCUUUAUUGCGGAAAACAUUUGUACAAAAUGCAUAGCAUCGUCAUAAAAUAAACAUGAUAAAUACAAAGUAUUUACAUCCAAAGAAAUAAAAAUUCAAAAACACAAGCAUACAAACAGCACAAAAUACCCUCUAAUUAGAAUAGAAACUCCUCUUCCCUAUAUGGACAUAUUUGAAUUAAAAUAGUUUUUAUGCUCUCUUAAAAUUAUUCACAUCUAGCUCUUUUAAAUGUUCAGGAAGCUUAUUAUAAGCUCUUAUACCAAACUCCUUGAAGCAGUUUAAUAAAUUUCAAUAACUCAAUCCUU